UUGUUACUGUUUCCAUCUUUCUAAUAAUUAGUGAUUAUGAGUGCUAUUGAAAGAUCAGCAAGUGAUAAAAUGGUUUCUGACGCGUUUGAAUCAAAACAGAGACCAAGGGUUGAAGUUGUCUGUGUCAUGGAUUUGACGCUGGCUUCUUCAUCUUUGUAUCAAAGGAAAAUUGCUUAUGAAGAAAUUCAGGAAGCCUGUGAUGCAGCUAAUGCAUCACUUCAUUUAAUUUUAUUUCAAAAAUUAGAUUUCGGUGAAAUGUCUGCUGUUGAAAAGUUUCACGGAGCUGAUGUGGCCAUAAUUGAUUUGAGUAUCCAAGAGCAGCAAAAUUCGUUACUGUAUCUACUUGGAGUACGUGAAAGUUUUGGAAUGAAACAAAACAUUUUACUUUUUAACGAAUAUUCAACCGAAGGUGCCUUACAAUUGAGACUUUCUUGCUCAAAUUAUUCAUUAAUUUCAUAUCGAGUCAAUGAAAACAAACAGUGUAUUGUUACCGAGCCAAAUGUCAUCAAUAUGUUGAAUAACGGCAAUAUUAUUCAAUCAUCUGAAACAAAAAUCUUACUUCACACCAAGUUAACAAAGAUUCUACAAGAAAUUGAAAUUCAAACAAAGGCACAUAUGAAGGAAAAAUUUCUCAGUGACUUACGAAAAGCUCGGGAUGAUCAUACUGGAGACAAAUUAAGAGAAGCUUUACACAAUUUACGGAAACGUCUUGAUGAUCCCAACUUAAUGUCCAUAGAAACUGCUUAUAAUAUGUUUCUCUCAUUCCGAGAGAUUCAAGAUUACGAUGCAAUGAUUAAACUUUUCACCGAUCUCCAAUCAGUUCCACACCUUAAAUUAACUUCAAAUGCAACUCUUCUCUAUUUUUAUGCAUUUGCUCUCAAUCGUCGCAAUUUAGAGGGUGACCGGGAAAAGGCAAUAAAAUUUAUUACCAUGGCUCUUGAACAAACGGAUGGUCAUGUACCUGAUAUUGUUUGUCUUUGUGGGCGAAUAUAUAAAGAUAAAUUUGUCGAGUCUGGAUACAGUGAUGUAGACAGUUUAAAAAAUGCAAUCAAAUGGUAUCGCAAAGGAUUUGAAGUUCAACCAAAUGAGUACGCUGGUAUCAACUUGGCAACUCUUCUAGUCAUCGAUGGAGCCAAUUUUGCAGCUUCUGAAGAAUUACAAAGAAUUGGUAUGGUUUUGAGUAAUCUGAUUGGUCGCAAAGGUAGUUUAACAUCUCUUCAAGAUUACUGGGAUGUUGCUACAUUUUUUGAGAUUUCAGUUUUGGCGGAAAAUUAUUCUAAAGCCAUUCAAGCAUCAGAAUGUAUGUUCAAAUUGAAACCUCCCAAUUGGUAUUUAAAAUCAACUAUUGGCAACAUUCGACUUAUCAAUCGAUUUCGUAAAAAACCUGAAGACUCUGAGCGAUCUCCGGAAGAACAUAUUUUCAAUUUUUGGAUGGAAUACUUUAUCGAUGCAACCGAGGAAGAAAUUAGUGUAAUUAAAUUUCCUAUUCUAGUCUUAGAGCCAACCAAAACUUAUCAGCCCAGUUAUGUUACAGUUAAUAUAGAUAUUGAUGAAAAAUCAGUUCAAAUAACUAAUGUUUGUCUUGAAUGUAUGAAAAAAAUGGACUGUCGUCGACCACAUAAUUGGUUAAUUGAAGCAUCAUCCAUAAAAGGAGUUAGUUUGUACAAAAGAGAUGAACGAUGCCUUUUCCUUUAUGUUCAUUUGAACUCAGAUGAUUUCCAAAUGUUUUUCCCUUCAGAAGCAUUACGAGCUAGAUUUCAUCAAUUGGUUGUUGAGAUGACGGGUGAUCAAGGCUUGAUUGCGGAUCUUGGUGCUCAACAUGACAAUGAGCCUCUCCAGUAUGAGUACGAUUUAGACGAUCAAAGAAGACCAAUUGUAUUAGGCGCUGGAACUUACGGUAAAGUUUAUGCCGCUCGUGAUAAAAGGACACAAAUUGAACUCGCCAUAAAAGAAAUACCUGUCAAGAAUGAAGGAGAGGUCCAGCCUUUACACGAAGAGAUUAAACUUCAUUCGCAGUUAAGACAUCGUAACAUUGUUCAAUACUUAGGAUCAAUGUAUGAGAACCGCACUUUUAAAAUUUUUAUGGAACGAGUUCCUGGUGGAAGUUUAUCUCAACUGUUGCGCUCUAAGUGGGGACCUUUAAAGGAAAAUGAGUCGACAAUGGCUUAUUAUACGAAACAAAUGCUCCAAGGGUUGAAAUAUUUACAUGACCAAAAGAUUGUCCAUCGUGAUAUUAAAGGCGACAAUGUACUGGUCAAUACAUAUUCGGGAAUAAUCAAGAUCUCUGACUUUGGGGCCUCCAAACGUUUGGCUGGUCUCAAUCCAAACACUGAAACCUUUACUGGAACCUUUCAAUACAUGGCACCAGAAGUGAUUGAUCAAGGACAACGAGGUUAUGGAGCACCAGCAGACAUUUGGUCAUUGGGUUGUACAGUUGUUGAAAUGGCAACUGGACGGACACCAGUAAUAGAUGGAAUCUCUGGUCCUGAAAUUAUCUUCAAAGUAGGAUUUCACAAGGAACAUCCUGAGAUUCCUCAAUCUUUAUCGGAAAAAGCCAAAGAAUUUAUACUCCGAUGUUUUGAUCCUAAUCCUGAUACUCGAGCUACUGCUGCUGAACUAUUAGAACAUCCUUUUCUUGCUGAAAACCAUGGUCAUGGUACUAGGAAGAAGAAAACAAUGCCCAUGUCAUCCUCACCAACACCUCACAAACAAAGUCACCUAGAUUUUAAUCGAAGCAUCUCAGUUCCCGCUGAAUCACAUCUUCCUCGAGAUGAUCGAAAUACAGACUCAAGAAAUCGAUUUGCCAGUGCCGAUGAUACAAGCAAACUAAAGGAUGAAACAAAUUGUAGCGGAAAAAAAGAGAAUCGGAGACCCAAAUUAGAUCGUCUUGUUAUUCCUGGUUCCCAAAGUUCAUUAAGUUUUUCGCCUUAUUUUCACAGCUCUGAGGAUGCCCCUUAUGCUCGACGAAAUAGUGGAAGUAUAAUGAGUCCACCAAUUGAAAGUGCGUCAACAACACCUCGAGAUGGUGACACCGGUGGCUUUUAUUUACUCAAAAAGGACUCGGAGAGGAGAGCGACUUUGGUUCAAGUUUUGAAUGACGAUUCACAUCUAAUGUGUGAUACUUGGUUACACUUACUUCAGCAAAACAUUCAAGGUUUACUAUUGACAAGUGAUCACCUGCAUCAGUUGUUGGCUGGAAUCAGAGAUUUUAUUCCGGAACAAGAUAGAGCUCCGUUGGCACAAGCGAUUGCUUAUGUUAAGGAGGAUCUCGAAUUUGAUGGAAUCAAUCAAAUCCAAUUGGCUCUUCUUUUAGCUCAAGAUGCAGUCAAUCGAGUUCUUCGUUGUCAUAACAUCAAACCUCAUUGGAUGUUUGCUUUAGACUCGUUGGUUCGAGGAGCUGUUCAAGCAGCCAUAACAAUCCUUUCACCAGAACUGGGUGAAAACCUUGCUGGUGAUUCAAGAAGAGACAGCCGUGAAUUAAGUCCACCUGAUAAUCGACCUGGAGUCGAUCCGUCAACUACUUCAGCAAUAUCAACUUUAGCCUCAAUCCAAUCAGCUAUUCAUAUACCUCAUCAUCAUGACCUGCAUAAUCAUCAACAUCUUAGGCCUGACUCACCUGUGAUGGCUGAAAAUGAAGAAGACGAAAUUUGCCAAUUAAGAAGAAAAUAUGACAAAAUUAGGACAGAGAAUAUAUCUUUAUGGCAAAAGCUGCUUUCAGCCGAGAAUCAAAUUAAUUUCUUAUUAAAAAAUCAAUUAAAUGAGAAGCAAAAACAAAUGGAAAUGUUAAUCUCAUCUAACCGAAAUCUCUCUCUACCAAAUGGAUCCCAAAGUGAAAAUUCACCGCCGAUUGAACCUGAAACCGUCCCAAAGUUACCAAAUAUUGUCAUCGGAGGUGAUUCGUCCAAUGGUGACCAAGGUUUAGUUACUUGGUUAAAAUCUCACAAACAUGACCAAGAACAUGCUAACGAAAAAGGUUUCAACUCCUAAUUUUAUUCAAACUGUAUUCAAUUUGAAUAUCCAAUGACUUUUUUGCUGAUUGUUUUAUUUUGUAUCUAAAAUUGUUUUUAUUCAGUGCCUUUUAAAAAAUGUUCAAAACUAUUGUACCAUGGCAAGCUCAAAAUCUAUGUACUGACUGUUGUAAAUUUAAUCACUUUUUAGCAAUAAGAAUAAAUUAUUCUUAGAAAGACAAUAUUAAUGAAA
Tetranychus urticae (two-spotted spider mite) is the source of this 4200-nucleotide messenger RNA. RefSeq names its product mitogen-activated protein kinase kinase kinase 15. The record is from RefSeq and is a predicted model, not a curated record. Lineage: Eukaryota; Metazoa; Arthropoda; Arachnida; Trombidiformes; Tetranychidae. Gene Ontology annotation, biological process: MAPK cascade; protein phosphorylation. Gene Ontology annotation, molecular function: protein binding; protein kinase activity; ATP binding.